Ceratitis capitata (Mediterranean fruit fly) is the source of this 2567-nucleotide messenger RNA. Its product is annotated as epidermal growth factor receptor kinase substrate 8. The coding region runs from base 248 to 2395 and encodes 715 amino acids. Gene Ontology annotation, molecular function: actin binding. The record is from RefSeq and is a predicted model, not a curated record. The transcript is spliced from 7 exons. Gene Ontology annotation, cellular component: plasma membrane. Lineage: Eukaryota; Metazoa; Arthropoda; Insecta; Diptera; Tephritidae. Gene Ontology annotation, biological process: Rho protein signal transduction; regulation of Rho protein signal transduction.
AGAUAUGGUAAAAAAAUUAAAAAAAGAAGCAUAAAAGAAUAAAGUUAGGCGCGGUGAACUUCGAAUUUCGGCUAAGCACUUGUUUUCAACAUGUUGUUGUCCUUUUUUUCAUCAUGACGAUCAACUUCAAGUAAUAAUUUUCUUACAAUAGUAAUUAGACCAAUAACUUCAAAAGUAAAAAAAAGAAAUAUUGAAAUGGAUUUGACCUCGAAUUAUAUGAAUAUCAUCACCAUCAGUGGCUCACACAAUGGUACAGAAUAAUUUUGUGGAUAAUGCUGACAGGCAGGGGGAUCCAAGCAAUACCAUCUCAGUUGAAGAAGACGCAAAGCCAACUUAUGCAUUAGAGCACUUAGCUACAUUUAAAGUAAAGCAUGAAUCUGAAAUACGGAACCCAAAAGAAAAAUUAAAGAUUUUAAUGAAAUUGGAUGAAUCAGGAGCCAUUUGGCCGCAGAAAAUGUAUAUGUCAUUUAGUGGGCAGUGGUUGGUGAUGUUGGACUGUGAAAUGAAAGAAAUAGAAAACUUUCCAGGUUCCCUGAUAAAAGAACCAAUGGCCUUUAUCAGCGAAGAUCCCCUAGAGAUUUACAAUAAUAUUCUUGUCUUCACGGUACCAGGCGUUUCAUUAGGAACUACUGAGAUGCAUUUCUUUCAGGUAACGAAUGUGUCAACGAAACAUUUGGUUGAGGACCUAAAAGAGCUGAGUACCGGAAAGGUGGUAACGAUUGAUAGAAAUUUGACUCCCAUAAAAGUACCAAAAAUAGCGAAAUCAUCCCAUAACCCACGAGAUCAAUAUGGAAUAGCAAUUGCUGCCGCAGAAGUAGCUGCAGAGAAAAAUGCCCACGACGCUGAGCAAAGUUUACGCGACAUUCAAGUUUUAAAUCAUUGUUUCGAAGACAUUGAAAGAUUCGUUGCACGCCUUAAAUAUGCUGCAGAGGCACUACGAGAAUUGGAGUUGAGACAUAAAGAACACAAUCCUCAUGGAGAAGGCCUGCUGAUAUUACGGUCACGACCACCAAUUGAGAGCGAGUUUCAUGAUAUUUUUGCCAAAAUAAAACUGGCUAUAAACUAUGUAGUUAAGUUAAACAAUCAUUUCUCUAAUGGGACAGCGCCUAUUUUUGAUUUAUUCAUUUCAUUGCACACGAUCGUAAAUGUUUGCAACGAUGUACAUGUUGGUGCUAAUAUUCCAGAAAACGUAAUCAAUCCGUUGCUGCGUCGAGAAACUGUACAUUUUUUAUCAGGAUGUUUAAACACUAAAGACAAUGAUUUCUGGAAGUCCUUAGGAAAAAAUUGGACUAUUGCAAAGGAGCACUUCCAAGAUCACAAAAGUUCAUAUCACCCAAUUUUUUAUGACGAUUGGUCUCCAGACUGGAUAGUCGACGAAGAGGUGAACUAUAUACCACUACCUAAAUCUGAUCCUCCAUUCAUUUCAAAUGUUGGUGCAAGUAAUACCGUUUGGUUGUCGCGUCUUCAGUCCAGGAAUGUAAAAAUAGCCGAAGUAAUUUAUAACAAUAAAGCAAAUAAUGACCGGGAAUUAAGCGUCGUAACUGGAGAAUAUCUUGAGGUAAUUGAUGACACACGCAAUUGGUGGAAGGUUAGAAACUCCGCUGGUAAUGUUGGCUAUGUCCCGCACACAGUUUUGAAGGCAAAUAACUUUGAAGUUCAUACAAACUACUCUCCGAGGGACACAGAUUCUAUAGUGUCUUCUAUAUUUGAGCAAGAAUCAUUAAAUGUCAACAAAAACAACAUAAACCAUAAUUUGCAUCGAAAUACACUUACACCAUUUGUGGAUGCAUCCGAUGAAUCAAUGUCUUCGUCAAAUAAAGCUGCAAAAUCUAUGCCACGAUCAUAUAGUAUGCCCAACGUACCUGUACCACCGCCUAUGCCACCGCCAACAGACAGUGAGCCCCCAACGCCAAGUGGCACACUAAAACGUAAUAUGGCUGCUGCUGGCAGUUUAGCAGCCAUGAGAGCUCGUAAUGAUAAUGAUACAAAUGAUGAGCUAGUAAUGUUGCAAGGAACAAUCAAUGAAGAAUUAAGAGCAACUCUGUAUCAAAGAGAACGGCGUAAAGAUCUUGAAAUAUUAACAACACCAAAUAUUUACAUAAAUCAGUAUUCAAAACCGAAGGAAGUCGAAGAGUGGUUGCGUGCGAAAGGAUUUCCUGAUGCUAUAGUUAAAAAGCUCAGCAAAUUGAAUGGUGAGGAACUGUUUGCACUGUCCCCUCAUGUUAUUGAGGGGUACUUCGGCCAAAAAGAGAGCAGACGUUUAAUAUCACAAAUAGUGCUUCAGAAGAAUAUAUGUGAAUACAAAACUGUUCGUUCUUCAGAGUUAACUGCGAAACUAGCAAAAGCACGGCAAAAAGCAGAUCAGCUUGGCAAUGAUCCAAAUGAAGUAUUCUAGCCAGCUCGAUGGGAGUUGUCAUUUUUUUAAUUUUUAGUGAUUAGUGGUAUAAUUUUCGCACUAAAUUGUAUAAAUUGAUUGAAAGCCUAAAAUACAGUAUAUGUACAUUUGAACGCUUUCGUAUGACCUAGAACGACAUAAUUUGGAGAAGAAGACACAAAACGAAAAGAAA